Messenger RNA from Metarhizium brunneum ARSEF 3297, 1794 nucleotides. Its product is annotated as Alpha-glucosidase. Gene Ontology annotation, biological process: sucrose catabolic process; maltose catabolic process. The record is from RefSeq and is a predicted model, not a curated record. NCBI's taxonomy places the organism in Eukaryota, Fungi, Ascomycota, Sordariomycetes, Hypocreales, Clavicipitaceae. Gene Ontology annotation, molecular function: glucan 1,4-alpha-maltotriohydrolase activity; sucrose alpha-glucosidase activity; alpha-amylase activity.
AUGACCGUCAUCUCCCGCGAGAAGAAAUGGUGGAAAGAGGCCGUCAUCUACCAAAUCUACCCAGCCUCCUUCUGCGACUCUAACGGCGAUGGCAUCGGCGACUUGCCCGGCAUCACCUCCAAGCUGGACUACAUAGCCAGUCUGGGCGUCAACGUGAUUUGGAUCUGUCCCAUGUAUGACAGUCCGCAGGUCGACAUGGGCUACGACAUUUCCAACUACGAAGAUGUCUACAGGCCCUAUGGCACUGUUCAAGACAUGGAAGUCCUCAUCCGCGAGACCCAUGCCCGUGGCAUGCGAAUCAUGCUCGACCUCGUCAUCAACCACACCUCGGACCAACAUGCCUGGUUCAGGGAGUCUCGCGCAGGCAGGGACAGCCCCAAGAGAGAUUGGUACAUCUGGAGACCCGCCAAAUAUUCACCCACUGGGGAGAGACUCCCUCCAAACAACUGGCGAUGCAACUUUGGCGGCGGUAGUGCCUGGCAGUGGGAUGAGCAGACGGGCGAGUAUUAUCUGCACCUGUUUGCCACGGAGCAGCCCGACUUGAACUGGGAGAACCCCGUCGCCCGAGAGGCCAUUUACAAAUCGGCCAUGGAGUUCUGGCUAGACCGCGGCGUCGACGGCUUCCGCGUCGACACCGUCAACAUGUACAGCAAGCCGGACGGCCUGCAAGACGCACCCGUCGUGGAUCCCAAGGCCCCCUUCCAGCCCGCCGGGCUCUUGUACUGCAACGGGCCCCGGAUGCACGAGUUCCUCUCAGAGAUGAAUGUCAUUCUCGCCCGGUACGGCGCCAUCACCGUCGGCGAGCUCCCCAACACGCCCGACAUGGCAAAGGUGCUCAAGUACGUCAGCGCCAAGGAGAAGCAGCUCGACAUGGUGUUCCAGUUCGACGUGGUCGACACCGGCUUCGGAAAGACGCACAAGUACGAAACCACGCCCAAGAACUACACCCUGCCCGACUUCAAGGCCGCAGUGUCGCGGACCCAAGGCCUCAUCCACGGCUCCGACGGCUGGACGACCGUCUUCCUCGAGAACCACGACCAAGCGCGGUCCGUGUCCCGCUUCGCCGACGACAGGCCCGAGUACCGCGUGCAAGGGGCCAAGAUGCUCGCCCUCAUGGAGUCGUGCCUAAGCGGCACGCAAUACGUCUACCAGGGCCAAGAAAUCGGCUGCGUCAACGUCCCCAGGGACACGUACCCGCUGGAGAACUAUCUCGACAUUGACAGCCGCCUCUUUGUCAAGAUGACCGAGGAGCUCCACGGCGCCGACAACGAGGCGCAACUGGACAGGGCGUUUUCCGCCCUGCAGCACCUGGCGCGCGACCACGCGCGCGUCCCCAUGGCGUGGGACGGCAGAGCCAAGUUCGGGGGCUUCUCGGAAGCCGCCGAGAAAGCAGGGCUGCCCGUCGAGGAGCCGUGGAUGAAGCCGCACCCGCUGGCUGGCGAGAUCAACGUCGCGUCGCAGCUGGAUGACCCGGAGAGCGUGCUUGGGUUCUGGCGCAAGGUGCUGCGUUUCAGAAGGGAGCACGCUGACUUGCUUGUUUACGGCGACUUUAGGGAUUUGCGACCCCAGGACAAGGACUUGUUUCUGUUUGUGAAGGAGCAUUCGCGGGGGGGUGGCAAGGCCGUUGUCGUCUUGAACUUUACUGCCGACGAGAAGAGGGUGGAGAUGCCGAGCGCGGAGGAGCUCGGUGUGCGGGAUGUGAAUUUUGUGCUGGUCAUGUCGACGCAUGGCGGAAAGAGCAGGGGGGGGAUUUUGUCACCUUUUGAGGGACAAGUAUUUCUCGUGGGGAUCUGA